AUGGGUAUUCCAAUUAAAGCCGAGAAAACGGAGUACCCUGCCCAGGUCAUGUCUUUUAUGGGUUUAGAGCUAGAUUCGGUUGAGAUGGAAGCCAGAUUACCUAAUGAUAAAUUGUACAAACUACGCACACUCCUGCAACAGUAUACAAAGCGUAGGAAGGUCAAACUAGUGGAACGACAAUCCCUACUUGGUUUACUUAAUUUUUGUUGUAGUGUUGUCUUGCCAGGGCGUUCUUUUAUGCGCAGAUUGUCCGAGCUUACUAAAAAGUUAAAAAAAACUCAUCAUCGCAUCUCACUGACAGCAGAGAGUAGGCGGGACAUUCGGGCCUGGCUUCUCUUCAUUUCACAUUUCAAUGGUAAAAAGCUUUUGUUGGAUUUCAAGUGGGUGACAGAUAAAACGUUACACCUGUUUACAGAUGCAGCAGGGGCUUUAGGUUAUGGGGCUAUUUAUAGCUCACACUGUUUUUUUGGAAGCUGGCCUUCCCAUCUGGUACAUCACCAGAUCACAUUUAAGGAAUUGUUUCCAAUUGUUCUUUCCUUAGAAAUCUGGGGUCCGCAACUGAUGAAUAAAUGCAUUAUUCUUCAUUCAGACAAUGAAGCUGUGGUAUACAAAAUUAACAUGCAAUCUAGUAAGGAUAAAUACAUUAUGGUUCUAGUCAGACGCCUGGUAUUAGCAUGCAUGAAAAACAAUAUUCUUGUGAGAGCCGCUCACAUCCCGGGUAAGGCCAAUACUUUACCUGACUUACUUUCCCGUUUGCAGACAGACAAGUUCCGGGCUUUAUCCACAGCAAUGGACGACAUGCCAUCAGUAGUCCCGGAACAUCUGUUAGAAAUUUGA
Messenger RNA from Mercenaria mercenaria, 837 nucleotides. RefSeq lists its product as uncharacterized. The transcript has a single exon. Bases 1 to 837 code for a protein of 278 amino acids. The record is from RefSeq and is a predicted model, not a curated record. Lineage: Eukaryota; Metazoa; Mollusca; Bivalvia; Venerida; Veneridae.